AUUGAACAUGAAAAUUUGUAAAAAAAAAAUGUAGAUUAAAAGGCAGGAAUAUUAUGAUUUUACAAAAGAGCUGUGAUGGUGUGUUUACAUAGGAAGUUUUUGACUAAAAAGGGAAAUAAAGUAAAAAUAAAUUAAAAAAUAAUAAUAAACGGGAUAAAUAAAAUAUGGCAAACAGCCAAGAACUUAAGAAAGAAAAAUUGUCUACAUUAACCUCAUUAUAGUAUUUUUUUUCUUUUAAAAUAAGAUAAGUAAAUUCAGCUUUAGAUAAAUUUGUGUUAUCAGCUAAAGAUUGUGAUAAUUUCAUUGGCUGACGUAGGUGCCAAGAAAUCUAUGCAGAGAAGGUUCAAAGUAUUUUUGUACGCUGCUGUGACUGGUUUGCCUGGUGGAAUAUUCGCGAUUUGCGGUUAAGGAAAUUCAACCAGAAGGAACAUUGUAAUUUGUAGUGGAAUUAUAAAUACCUCGUACACCAAUGAAUAACCUGAGGCAAUUGGCUUUAUCAGUUGAGAAGGGGGUGUUGGGAGGUGUUACCAGACCUUAUCUAUCCCGCGUAAGUUCUCAGUGCUCCAUCAUCAGUCACAAGAAGCUGUCACAAAUGUCGUGUUCGAAAUGUCUUACCUUAGAAAAUAUGAAUCCUGCUAUAAAGGUGAUGGAAUAUGCAGUUCGAGGACCUCUAGUUAUCCGGGCUGCAGAAAUAGAAAAAGAACUGAAAGAGUCUGUUUUGAAAUUACUGAUAAGUCAAACAGAUGGCAAGAAAGCUGGUGUCAUGGUGCCUAUUCCUCAAUAUCCACUUUAUUCUGCUACUAUCAGCGAGUUUGAUAUGCACUUGAUUGGUUAUUAUUUGGAUGAAGCAAGCAACUGGUCAUUGAGCCUGGCUGAAUUGGAAAGAGCUCUUAGUGCAGCAAAGGAGCACUGUGAACCAAGAGCAAUUGUUGUCAUCAACCCUGGUAAUCCAACAGGUCAGGUUCUUACUCGAAAGAACAUUGAAGAGAUUAUUAAAUUUGCUCAUAAAGAAAAACUAUUUAUAUUAGCUGAUGAGGUGUACCAACAUAAUGUGUAUGAUCCCAACAGCAAAUUUUUCUCCUUUAAGAAAGUUCUUACAGAACUGGGUCCACCUUACUGUGAAAUGGAAUUAGCUUCGUUUAUGUCCUGUUCUAAAGGUUUCAUGGGAGAGUGUGGUCUUAGGGGUGGAUAUUCUGAAGUAAUAAAUUUAGACCCAGAUGUCCAAGCGAUGUUUACUAAAUCAAUAUCAGCUAUGCUUUGUCCAAACACCAUUGGGCAGGCGACAUUGGAUUGUGUGGUCACUCCGUUAAAAGAAAGUGAUCCGUCAUAUGAAUUGUUUGAGAGAGAGAAGAGUAAUGUUUUAAACUCACUAAAAGAAAGAGCAAAAAUGGUAGAAGAAGCUUUCAAUGCCUGUGAAGGCAUGUCAUGUAAUAUUGUCCAAGGCGCUAUGUAUGCAUUUCCCCAAAUAAAAAUACCUCCCAAAGCAGUAGAAAAGGCUAAGGCAUUGAACCAGUGCCCAAGUGUGUUAUAUUGUUUUGAACUCUUGGAGCAAACAGGUGUUUGUGUUGUGCCUGGAGCAGGCUUUGGUCAAGUCGAAGGAACUUACCAUUUCAGGUAA
Nezara viridula (southern green stink bug) is the source of this 1618-nucleotide messenger RNA. The record is from the annotation of a GenBank genome assembly. Lineage: Eukaryota; Metazoa; Arthropoda; Insecta; Hemiptera; Pentatomidae.